CCCUCACCGGAAAACCGUCCCGAAAAACCCAGACGUUCAGUGUCUGAGACUUGCCUCCCGUUGUGCGUUGAGCCGUCUCUUGUUUACUUUCUGCCUCAAUCAACCACCAACGACAGCCACUCGCCCACUGGGCUCCCUGCCGUGGAACAACACACUUUGCUCUGUUCAAGACGCUUCAGCAACCUUCGUACCAGACAGAAAGAAACGACGUCAUCGCCGACGAUCGCUCUUGGUAUACCGAAAUAGGCACACUCCGGCCUAUGGCCUUUUGCCUCUCGUCCUCACUCGAUAUCAAGAUGGCAGCUGCUUCUGGUGAGCCCGCCAGCGGACGCUGUGCCUCACCUCCGCUCGACAAAGCUCCCGGCCCGGCCCUCGGCCCUCGUUCUGACCCGACACGCUGCCUUUCGGUGGGCUCGACCGUCUCUCAUGGCUCCGCAACUACAGAAGCCUCGAAUGUGCGCGAGUCUCUUGGGAGCGACAGCUCGGCCUUCUCACGCCAGUCCUCAGAGAGCUACCGUCCCUCUCGUGUCUCUGAUAUCUACACGGGCAAUCUUCCACUCAAUAAUCGGGACUCGAUGAACGGCAUGGAUAUGCCCUACACGCCAGUGACACCGUCGGGGUCCAGGAGCUCGAGCAGGCGCCGGGGUUACAUGCGUCCCCAGGGAACUGACUUCGCUGCCAGCGCCCGCGCUCGGGAGAGCGUCCUGAGCCUCGGGAGCAUCGCACAUCUUCAGUACUACUUUGCACGGACCGGUUUGCUGGACGGGAAGGGUGGUCGGCUGGCACGCAAAAGAGACAGCAAGGCACAAACACUGGAUCUUUCUUCGCUCGAUUCCGUGUCGUUUUCUAGUCUCAAGGCCCCGGUCAGUGACCAUGACUCGAGCUACGCAUCCAUGGGAAGCAGCCCGGAUCUGGGUGCGCACAGUAGCUUUGUCAGUUUGGCCGGCGGUUCCCUCGUCGAAUCGCCCACCGAUGAGCAACACCCGGAGGAAUUCUAUUCCGAGGACGAGUACGACGAGGAGGAUCUCAACAUGCCCCCCCCGACGACCAGCACAUACAUUCACCGAGAAAAGGCAGUCCCAAAGCCGCCGACGGUUGCUGAAUUAAGAACCGAGCUCACAAACGCCCUCGAUACUGCCAAAAGAUCACUGAAGGAGGCAAAAGACGCCAAGGCCCCACCAGACGAUUCGCCCAAAAUUUCCAUUCAUUUGACUGAUGACCAGGGAGCCGACUCACGCGCACGUUCGGGGUCUACCAGAAGCACCCGGAGCAAUAGGAGCAAUAUUGGGUGGUUUGAGAUUCAGGGCAUGCACAUCCUUGAUGUCAUGACGCUGGCUAUCCGGGCGGCCAAGAUUUAUUACACAUCCCACGACCGACCUGACCGCCUGGAUGCCAUCAAAUCGGAAAAGGAGAUUCGCAGUGCCUUGCUCUCUGUGAUGGAGGUGCUCAAGCGCAUGGCAACUCGGGGGUUCUCUGGCGGCAUGCGUGAGGAUGAGUUCCACACUAUGAAUGAAUGGAUCUCCGGGCUCCACAGCAUGCUGGCUGCUGAGGCUGAGAUAGAGGCUGCCGAGGCUGCUGAGCGGGAGGGGUGGACUUGGUUGCGCGAUGAAGGGUGGGAGGGCCGCGAAAUUCAGCGCGAGGAAGCCUUCAUACAGUCGAUGCUGCACGGCAUCAAGGACCCCAUCGAGAACAUGCCAACCAUUCCCACAUGGGUCCCCAUUGACCGGACGAAGCCUUUGGGUGAGCAAACGCUCCCCACACCGUUUCUUGCGUCCCUGUCCAACGGCCAGCGUCUGGUUCACUUGCACAACUGUGCGGUUCGCAAGUCUCGCCGGAGGCGGCCGAGCUACGAUGGGAGGUGCUGCUCAAGACCGAUGCUCUUGGCCUCCAGUACAACACAAGCCCGCAACUCUGGCUUGACUUUGAGGAUGCCAUUCUCCAAUGGUGCCGAACAGUACGCGGCGAGAUUACCGCCGAGCUGGAGGGCUAGGUGCCACCAAAAAAAAAACAAGCAUCGGCAAGCGUUAUUACCUGCCCAGCGGGAGACGUGGUCAGCAAUCAAAGCCAGGUGGGUUCGGCACUGCAGAUGCCUCUGGAGGACAUACAUACCAGCUUAUCACAAAAUCUUCCUGGGGAGAGGGGGAAAAAAUUGGGACGGAUAGGGGGGGGACAGGCUGGCAGGAUAUGACGACUGAAAGAUGUUACGACCUGAUAGACGGCUUGGCCCCUCGUCCGCCUUUUUUUUUUAUAUAUAUAUAAUCUUCUUUUCUUUUUUUUUCUUUUUCGACUCACAAACACUUUUGUCUAUUCUUCAUACCUUUUUUCUUUUACUGCUGGGGUUGGGCCUCCACACCUGCCCCUUUUUGGUUUCAAUAACCACAUAAUCCUGGAUUAUACCUGGCUUCUUGAGAGCUUUUACGAUGGACUAUUCCUUGACCUUUUGUCCAACUUUUGUCAACACAGGCAGAUAUAGGGGGUUUUGUUCAUGUUGGACUUUUUCGUUAUAUUCUGCCUGUAUAUACUUUCAAAAUGUUUGUUUGGGAAAGGAGAGACAUGACGAGUUUGGGGGGGGUUUCACACUUUUACGCAUACAAAACAUUACCUCCUUUUUUUUUUAUUUUACUUCGUUCGGGCUUGUUGUGGUCCUCCUUGUUACCUUUUUUUUUUUACUUGGGUUUCUUAUCACUACUUCUUCAUUUAUAUACCCCCGUUUAUCAGCAUCAUCAUCAUUAUCAGCAUUAAAAGAAACAUUGAAAUACCAACACAAAGCUCACACACACAUUGGGAUUUGGGGCGUUUGUAAUGGGUUUUGUUUGGGGAGAA
This is a messenger RNA of Podospora bellae-mahoneyi, 2823 nucleotides long. RefSeq lists its product as uncharacterized. The transcript is spliced from 2 exons. The coding region runs from base 261 to 2162 and encodes 633 amino acids. The record is from RefSeq and is a predicted model, not a curated record. NCBI's taxonomy places the organism in Eukaryota, Fungi, Ascomycota, Sordariomycetes, Sordariales, Podosporaceae.